CGCCUUCCAUCUUUUCUCGCCGCGAGUGGGAUGAUGGACUCGUGCGCGCCGUGGCCGCCGCCGUCGCCGUCGCCGUCGGAGACCCUCCUGGGGUUUCUUCUCCGAUCGAAGCUCAGCUCCCGGUCCUGCGGCUCCGGCGAGGACGCUCAGGAGCUGAUCAGGGAGUGCGCCGCUAGGGAGCUCAACGCCUUCCUGUGGAUCUCUCUCAUCGCCCUCACCGCCUAUCUGGUCGGGAAACUGGUCAAGCUGGUGAGGCUUUGGAUCGGAGGGAGCAGGAUCCCCGGACCUCCCUCGCCUUCCUUCUACGGCCACUGCAGGCUGAUCUCGAGGGAGAAUCUCGUCGAUGUUCUAUCGACCCUCCAUGAGAAAUAUGGAGCAGUUGUCAAGCUGUGGUUAGGCCCGACUCAGCUUUUGGUAUCGAUAAAGGAUGAAGGACUUGUCAAAGAAAUGCUUUCAAAGGCUGAAGAUAAAUUGCCUAUUGUUGGUAGGGCCUUUCAAUUGGCCUUUGGACGAUCAAGCCUCUUUAUGCCCUGUUUUGACAAGCAGGUGCAAAAGAGAAGAGAGUUAUUGGAAGCAGAAUUAAAUAAAAGAUUGCAUGAGAAAGCAGGUGUUAUCUCCACGAAGGUUGUGGACUCGAUCAUGGAAAAGAUGCAUCUGCUAAUGGCCAAAGGAAGUGUGGACUCUAAAGUAUUAUCUCAACAUAUGGCGUUCACAGUUUUGGGUGCUACAAUGUUUGGGGAAGCAUUCUUGGGUUGGUCUGAAGUUACUGUGUAUGAGGAAUUGCUCAUGUCAAUUUCCAAGGAUGCAUACUUUUGGGCUUCAUAUAAUGUCACUCCUUUCUGGAGAAGGGAAUUUCGGGGGUACCAAGGAAUGUGCACAAAGUUGAAAUACUUGACUCAAAAUUUCGUUCAACUUUGCGAAAAGAACUAUGAGAGAUGUUGCCGCCUUGAUGAGAAGCCUAAAAUUGAUCCGACAGUAGGAAGUUGUCUGGCAUGUUCUCCUGCUCUGAUGCCUGAUAAUUUAGUGUUGAAGGAGCUAAAUAGCCAAUUUAAUCCUAGUGAGGAACCAUGUGCAAAUAUCAUGGGUGUAAUGUUUCAUGGAUGCCUGACUACUGCCAGCCUAAUUGGUGAUAUCUUCCUAAGGCUUGCAUCGAAUCAAGAAUUGCAAGAUCAGAUCUACUCGGAGAUCGUUACGGCAAGAAAAUUGUCACAGAAAGAGGAUUAUCGACACCUUGAUGAGAUGGUGUUAUUAUUUGCCACUAUUUAUGAAUCUGCUCGUCUUCUCCCGUCAUGGCCUUUGCUGCAGAGGUGCUCUCUUAAUGCAGACUUGCACCUCAAAUCAGGUACUACUAUACCUGCUGGAGCAGUAUUAGUUGUGCCUUUGCAGUUGGUACAAAUGGAAGGUUUAAACUGGAAAAAUGACAGCAGUGAGUUCAAUCCAUAUCGUUUCUUAUCAAGGGCUGAAAAGGGUUUUCUUUCAGCACAACUUACAGGGGCUGCUGAAGACGGCGGUUUUAAGAAGAGUUCUUUUGUUUUGGAUGAUCCAAGAAGCCAUGCAGCAUAUCUUCCUUUUGGUUAUGGCACACGUGCUUGUGUUGGUCAAAGGUUUGUGAUCCAUGGACUGGCAACAUUAUUUGCAUCAAUGUUGGAGCACUACAAGGUAAGGUUGAAGCAAGGAUGUGAGGACGAUCUCAAGCCAACACUUAGUAACAGUGCUCUUGAACGGCUUCCCAGCCAGGAAAUAGUUUUCGCGAAAAGGAACGCCUGAAAGACAAGGCGACGACGCUUGGAUUUUCUUCGGACAAAAUCGUCCGUUGCAUAGGGGGGAUAAGUUUUCAAGUUUACUUCCGUUUGUUUGUGUUUUUUUUUUCUCAAAAUCGAUGUGGGGAGGAUGCUUCGCUGUUGACCCGACAACUGGGGAUUUGUACACCACGUGAGCGAGUUUCGAAGCUCAUGUUUUUUUUUUUUCGCUCCCCAUUUUUAAAGUAGCCGAAGGUGCCGUCUCGCAAUGUUGGACAUAAAAACUAAGUUUUUGGAGCACUAGGAGCUAUUGUGGCCCGGCAGCGAAGCCUCUUCUUGUUUUCUCGACCCCCCCAUCCCUUGAAUGUUUUGUAUCUGGUCCUUUGUACCUCCGCGUCUGGUUUUUCACUCUCCCUUGAGGAGAAGAUGAUGUUGUACUUUCUAGCAAAAAAAAACAAAAAUGAUGUUGUACUUUAAUACUCUGCGUAACGUUGCUGUUGACAA
This is a messenger RNA of Syzygium oleosum, 2243 nucleotides long. RefSeq lists its product as uncharacterized. Gene Ontology annotation, molecular function: iron ion binding; monooxygenase activity; oxidoreductase activity, acting on paired donors, with incorporation or reduction of molecular oxygen. NCBI's taxonomy places the organism in Eukaryota, Viridiplantae, Streptophyta, Magnoliopsida, Myrtales, Myrtaceae. Bases 31 to 1767 code for a protein of 578 amino acids. The record is from RefSeq and is a predicted model, not a curated record. The transcript has 7 exons.